Vicia villosa (hairy vetch) is the source of this 2525-nucleotide messenger RNA. Its product is annotated as rhamnogalacturonan I rhamnosyltransferase 1-like. Gene Ontology annotation, cellular component: cytoplasm. NCBI's taxonomy places the organism in Eukaryota, Viridiplantae, Streptophyta, Magnoliopsida, Fabales, Fabaceae. The coding region runs from base 591 to 2162 and encodes 523 amino acids. The transcript has 8 exons. The record is from RefSeq and is a predicted model, not a curated record.
AAGUUAAGGGGAAGUGAUCCCAAAGUCCAUUCUAAAGUUAACCAUGGUUAAGUUAACUUAACCCUGGUUGAGUUAACACCGGUGUAGGUGUAGUAGCACUAGCAUGUGUCAACUCCGAAUGUCUUUCUCUUUGUUCGCAUUUUAUUCUCACAACUUAUAAUUACAAUUCUUCUUCCACCGUCAUAUUUACUCGCCGGCCACCGUCCUCCGCCGAUCAUCCUCGCCGGAGUAAUCUCAAUUCUCCAUUCUCGUUUUCCCCUCAAUUUCCAUUACAUUUUUGUCACGAAUUCAAAAAAAAAAAUAUUGCAGUUAUUUUCGUUGUUGUUGCGGUUUCAGUUCUGGAAAUCGUUGUGCUGAGAAAACCAAGGGUGUUGUUUCUUCUUGAAUUCAAUUUUACUGUGUGUUUUGUGGCUGCAUUGGUGGUGAAUAGUGUGAGUAGUUAAUAGGUUUGAUCCGGUGUCGUUUUGAGAAUUCGGAUCUUGAAGUUUUCUGUUGGAGGAGAAUUAGGGUUUAUUGAUUUCAUUGAUUGAAUCUGGAAUUAGGGUUUAUUGUUUAUUUUUUCUGUAUGAAGAAAUUGGAGUAAGAACAAGAUGUGUAAGCCAGAGAGUAAUAGCAACAAGUGGCAAGAUUUGAGUUGGUUGGGUUUGAAUUUGAAGGUUCAAAAGGAGAGAGUUGGUUCUGGUUCAGGUUCUGGUUCGGGUUCUGGUUCGGGUUUAGGUUCUGGUUCGGGAAGGAGUAGAAUGAAACUAUGGAUGAUCCGUGCAACUUCAUCGGUGAUAUUAUGGACUUGCAUCGUUCAAUUAACAGCUAUAGGUGAUUUGUGGGGUCCUAGAGUUCUUAAAGGAUGGCCUUCGUGUUUCACUCAUGAAUCUGCUUCGAAUUCCAGAGCUAUGGAUAUUCAGUUUCCUUCUUCACGUCCACCACUUUUACCUCCCAAGAGAGUUUAUAAAAACAAUGGAUACUUGAUGGUUUCAUGCAAUGGAGGACUGAACCAAAUGAGAGCAGCGAUUUGUGAUAUGGUUGCCAUUGCUAGACAUUUAAAUGUCACACUUAUAGUCCCUGAGCUUGAUAAAACAUCCUUUUGGGCUGAUCCUAGUGAGUUCCAAGACAUAUUUGACGUGGAUCACUUUAUUACAUCCUUGAGAGAUGAGGUUCGGAUAUUGAAGGAGUUGCCAACUAGACUCAAACUGAAAGUGGAACACGGUUUUCUUUAUAGUAUGCCACCCAUUAGUUGGUCUGACAUAUCUUACUAUAAGAACCAGAUUCUACCCUUGAUACAAAAGUACAAAGUUGUCCAUUUAAAUAGAACGGAUGCUCGGCUAGCCAAUAAUGGUCAACCUCUAGAGAUUCAGAAGCUGCGUUGCAGAGUUAAUUUUAGUGCUCUGAAAUUUACUCCUCAGAUAGAGGAGUUGGGGAGAAAGGUGAUCAGUCUUCUAAGAAAAAAUGGUCCAUUUCUGGUACUUCAUCUGAGGUAUGAGAUGGACAUGUUAGCAUUUUCUGGCUGUACUCAAGGUUGUAACAGUGAGGAGGUGGAAGAGUUAACAAGAAUGAGAUAUGCUUAUCCUUGGUGGAAAGAGAAAAUAAUCAAUUCUGAUUUGAAAAGAAGAGAUGGUUUAUGUCCUCUAACACCUGAGGAGACUGCCCUUACACUAAGGGCUCUUGACAUUGAUCGGAACAUUCAAAUCUACAUUGCAGCCGGUGAAAUAUAUGGUGGAGAAAGGAGAACGACAAGCCUUUCAAAGGAGUACCCAAAAUUGGUCAGGAAGGAAACACUGUUGGAGCCAUCCGACCUUCGUUUCUUUCAAAAUCAUUCAUCUCAGAUGGCAGCAUUGGAUUAUCUUGUCUCACUAGAGAGUGAUAUUUUUGUUCCCACAUAUGAUGGAAAUAUGGCCAAAGUAGUUGCGGGCCAUCGCAGAUAUCUUGGGUUCAAGAAGACAAUUUUAUUGAACCGAAAGCUCUUAGUUGAUUUAAUUGAUCAGUACAACAAUGGAUUACUGAACUGGGACCAAUUUUCUUCAGCCGUGAAGGAAUCUCACGCUAAUCGCAUGGGCAACCCUAGUAAAAGGUUGGUAAUCCAUGAUAAGCCCAAAGAAGAGGAUUAUUUCUAUUCCAACCCGGAGGAAUGUUUAGAACCAUCAAAUGAUCUGUUGAGUCGCACGUGACAUUGUGUCUGAAAAAAUAAUUGAAUUUUACAUGUACCAUCUCCUGGUACACUUGGUUUUCUACCACAGAUAUGUUGUGGUAGUUCUCUACCCAGAUUUAGCAAACACAACAACUUUUUUGUAUGAAAAAAAGAGGCAGACAAAAGAAAAGAAGGUGGGGUGGGAGGGAUAGCCUUCACAGAAGUUCAAGUCAAGCAAAUCAGCCAGGGGAUACUUUAUAUUUUAUAUGUAUAAUAUAAUAAAUAUAAGCAAUAAUCCAUUAAAUUCAUGUAUAGUAGCAACCCUGACAUUGCAGGGUGAGUGAGUUUAAACAGCAGUGUACAUGGAGGAAUUCAUAUUCAUAUACAAAUUUGGAUUACUGGA